UCUAAGAGUUGAGAGCACAGAGGGUGCACCAGAAAAACAGAGAAGGAGAGGAUGAGGAAGAUGAUGAGGAUGAGGAUGAAUGAGGGUGAGGGUGAGGGUGAGGGUAGUGAACGGAUCAGCCUUUUCGACAGGCCUCAAAACGAAAUAAUGAAGCUCAUUUUUGCAGUUAAUUACCUUGUUCCUGAUGAGGGCCAUGCCAGCUUUGAUGUUCAUGCUAUUUUCUCGACUAGUCAGAAAAUCAUUAAGGAUUCGGCCAACAUCAUUCACAAUAUUAUUGAGCAGGGCAGCGGAUUUAAUGAUGUUGAAACACCCAAAGCCAGCUCCAGCUUGUGCACUCUUGUUAACUCCUUUGGCUGCAAGACGUCGUGUAAGAGUCCAGGUGAUGAAACUGCCUUUGAAUCACGUACGGAAGAAAUACUUACAAGACUAUCAAGUUAUCCAUGUGAAGUACAGGUAGUAUUGGCCCUGGCGAUUUUUGCUUUGGAAUAUGAAGAAUGUUCCAGCCAACUUUCCAAGAAAUCGACAACGCUGAAACGCCAAGAUGCAGUAGUCGAGCUUAACAAUCUGGUCAACCAAGCGUUACAAGUGAUUGAGCACAUCCUUGAGUUGGAGAAACUAAUUUCUGGUGAUCGAGACAGUGAACCAAAAUUGGCGAGGGUAAUUAUGGAUACCCCAUUUAAUGCCUUCUGGUCAAUCAUAACUCUUGUAGCUUGCACAACUGAGCUCUCACUUCUUACCGGUGACGAGGACAUUAAGUCAUAUGAUCUAUCCCCUUUUUCUCAAAAAAUGGGCUUCAUCCUCAACAAGCUUGAUGGACAGCUUACAAUCUGCCAACAAGAAAAAGAGGAGGCAAAGGCCAAGGAAAAGUUUUGGGAACUUAUACGCACUGCCCCUCCUGAAAUUACCGAGGUUUUCCAAAGGCUGGUUCUUUUCAAGCAUAAAGCGUAUCCGCAGCCUCCCAUCAUCAGUGUUAAUCCCACUAGCAAGGAGGUUUUUAACAUCGAUGCGCUAAGGGGGAAGUGUGUGUUAUUUUACAUUUCAAGCCUGGACAAUGUUUCUGAUCAAGAUAUUUUAUGUCUCAAAGAAGUGUAUGAGGGAAUCGAUAGGCAUAACAAGCGUGCGAUUGUGUGGAUCCCUGUUGUUGAGGACUGGACCGAAGGAGGAGAAGAGCAGUUUAAGGAAUGGAGGUCUAAGAUGCCAUGGUACGCGGUGCAAUAUUUUUUGCCCCCGGCCAUUGGGUACCUUGAGCAGCGGUGGAACUUCAAAGGUAAUCCUAUGGUGGUCGUGAUGAACCAGACCGGAAUUGUGGUAAACACCACCAUAAUCGACUUGAUUCGGACACAAGCAACGGAGGCAAUCGCUUUGCUUAACCUUGAGCGGCGGGUGCACAUCAGAGGUGGUGCCCUGUUUGUACCGACUGCUGAAGCCGUGGAGGAGUUGAAGAGGUUAACUUGUCCUCAGCAAUCGACGCCUGUCCUUCUUGAUGGUUCUAACAAGCAGGUUAAUAUCGACAAUGAGCUGAAGUGGAAGCAUCUGUUUUUGUUACUCUCCGACGUAGGCAUUGAAGAUUGUUACAUUUCAUAUCUCAAGCCAGUUUAUGAGGGAAUAAGAAGAUACGAUGGGUAUCGGAUUGUCUGGGUUCCCAUUUUGGAGCAGUGGAACAAAGACAAAGAAAAACAACUUGAGAUGUCUAGGUUGAAGAUGCCGUGGUACACAUUGAAGUGUUUUUCAACCAUACCAGGCAUCAAGUACAUGAAAGAGAAGUGGAAUUACAAGGGUAAGCCUGCGGUGGUGGUGAUGACCAGUGAAGGUAUCGUGAAAAAUGAAAAUGCUUUCCCCUUGAUUAAGAAACGUGCAAUGGACGCCUUUCCUUUCUUUAAAUGAGUUAUAUAAUAUCAUUACUACGGUGGCUACACCGCGUGCCGGUAAACUGUGCAGCUGCCUAUUAUUCCUAAAAUAAGGAGCAGCUUUAUUGUAUCUACCAUCUAUAUCACCGUCCACCCGCAUGAUGUAACCUGUGGUUAUUAAUAUUUGUGAACUUACAUCUAGAUAUUUGCUUGGAUAAUCGGAAUCACUAUUUGAAACGAAUGUUUAGCUUUCA
Molecule: messenger RNA, 2101 nt
Organism: Malus domestica (apple)
Lineage: Eukaryota; Viridiplantae; Streptophyta; Magnoliopsida; Rosales; Rosaceae
Source: RefSeq, a predicted model, not a curated record